This is a messenger RNA of Dermacentor silvarum, 1345 nucleotides long. RefSeq lists its product as uncharacterized. NCBI's taxonomy places the organism in Eukaryota, Metazoa, Arthropoda, Arachnida, Ixodida, Ixodidae. Gene Ontology annotation, biological process: symbiont-mediated perturbation of host defenses. The transcript is spliced from 5 exons. The record is from RefSeq and is a predicted model, not a curated record. Gene Ontology annotation, molecular function: amine binding. Bases 77 to 625 code for a protein of 182 amino acids.
GUUGGAAGACUAAGAAGCCACGCAAGUGUCCCCCAUUCGCGAAGGGCUACGCUGAACGUAUCAUCAAGAAACAAGAAUGGGAUUCGUAUGGAUCUUCGCUGUGAUCGCUGUAGCUCUGCUUUCCAUUCUGCAAUCUACUAAAGCAAACGGGGCAUUAGAAAUUCUGCGUCGUGAUCUACCGGAUGCAUUUGAGAUAUAUCGUUAUCUGGAUGACGUCCUAGCCAUUUCUGACGCCGACAACGAUGGAGUUUUCGAGUGCCUGGCGGCGAUACGCACCGACUAUCAAACAGAACCGAAAAUGGCCACAUACCUGUUCUUGUUCAAGGGGCACCACGGCGCAGAGAAAAAAAAUGUCUCUUUCCACAUAACGCCGGGCACAACUCCAGACAAAAUCACCAUCUAUUUAGACAAUGAUACUGAACAGAAAUUCGAAGCCCAAUAUUUAUACACGGAUUAUAAGACCUGCACUAUUGUUAAGGGACCCUACGAAGGAGAAAGGUGCCUACUACUCGUGUCCAGGGACAUGGCAGAAGAUGUACCAGAACACUGCGUUGCAAAUUUUGCAGACAUAUGUGGUGUCGCAGUCAACUUGUACAGCAAAGAGCUGUGUCCGGAUGACGAAUAAUACAUUUCGAGUGCUGCAGCUCAGUUUGGAAGGCUCAGCUCUGAAGUUCGGUUGUUUUAGUUGCACCCUAGUUUCAUUUAAUCACUUCAAUGCAAUUCAAUUCAAUUUUAUUAAAUUUUUUUCACAUAAAAAACUGGAGGAGGCCCGAACAAAAAGUGAAACUUUGUUCAUUUGACGAGCAUACGGGCCCUCCUUACAAGGCAACAGCAGUUUAUUACAGGUUACUUUUCUGAUAAAGAAACACUCAAUAUCCGUAAUCAUAAAUUCACAGAAAAAGCACUAUAAGAGCACAUCAAAAUUAACAAAUAAGAAAUACAAUUGUUCAUGGAUAUACACUACUGAAGGCACACGUAAAACUUUCUUAGUGCUUCCUUACUCGUAUACACAAUAUCUAUUCCAUGUUUGAACUGAUUCUUCAGAAGUUUCGGAAGCCUGUAGCAUAGCAUGUGCUCACCAAUAAAUUAGCCUGUGUAUGGUGUAAUCCAGGUGUCGGUAUUUAGGGAUGGGUAGUGGUGCGUUUUUAUUUUAAGCUCCACUAAUGAACGUAGUGUUCCACCAGAAAAUUUAAUGCUUUGUUUAUAUUUGAGGGCUAAAUUGUAUACAUAGACACUGUGAACGAAAACUGUGAAAAAAACGUGUGAAAAGUGGUGCGGUGUGUGCUUUGUAGUGUUCGCCAGCUACAUGACGGAUGGCUUUCUUUUGUAGAACGUGCAAUAUAUU